Messenger RNA from Rubroshorea leprosula, 480 nucleotides. Lineage: Eukaryota; Viridiplantae; Streptophyta; Magnoliopsida; Malvales; Dipterocarpaceae. The record is from the annotation of a GenBank genome assembly.
GUUUGAAACCAUGUGCUUCCAUCCAAAUGUUGAUCAGUUUGGGAACAUUUGCCCUUAUAUUCUUCAGGACAAAUGCUCUUCUGCUUAUGACCGCAAAACCAUUCUAUUGUCCAUUCAAAAUCUCUAAUCCCAAGAGUACCCUUAACAGCCAUGGUGCAAAACAAUGGUGCAAAACAAUGGAGCAAUAAAGAAGGUUGAAGAUUUAAUCCUGUCAUUUCCUGUAUCAUAUCUGAUCCUCAUUGCUGUUAUUUAUUGCGUUUGAAGAUUAAGUUUCAGAGUUUAAUGUUCCUAGGUUGAUAAUUGUUUAUUGACCUAAACGAGGUAUUAUGUACUAUGUAUAUGUAUUAAACUUUUAGGAAUUUGAUUAUUUGGAAAAGACACGUUGUAUUCAUAUACCAACUAUACAAUCUUAUUCUUGCACAGAAUUGCAACACAAGACUUUUUAUUGUAUAACUAUUGAAAUAAGCUUAACAGUUACGA